GGGAUACGUAGACAGCGAGCCGAAGACCGAAGCAGCAAGCAACAAUCAGCUGCCUGUUUGCGAUGGAGGGCUAUCCAGAAAGAAGCUGAGUUUUCCACGACAACCGCUGUCAUUGGCCAGCCCGUUGCUAUCACCCUCCUCUACAAUCAACGUAACAGGCGUGCACCGCAGCACAUCUCUCCCUCUCUCUCUCUCUCUCUCUUCCCCUCCCUUCUUUUUCGUUUCAAAAAGCAGGUCUAUAUCUUCUGCUCAAGAGUUGGUGUGCAAAAGUUUUCAGAAAAGAAAAGAGCAAUCAGCCGCAAUUCUCAAGGCAGAGAGAGAGAGAGAGAGAGAGAGAGAGAGAGACUAGAAUCCAGCUCCCUCCCCUCCAAUAAAACAACAUAAAAGAAAGCUCAAGGUGAUCAUACCCCAACAGAAGGGGAAAAGAAAAAAGAUGGUGGAGAGUGAAGAUUACUCGGCUACAGAAGAAGCAGAUGGCUUCAUGUGGAUGGAUCCUCUCUCCACCAAGAAGGGCAACGCAAAUGAUAAGAAGAGGAGGUUCAGUGAGGAGCAGGUGAAGUCACUAGAGCUCAUGUUCGAGACGCAGACCAAGCUUGAACCAAGAAAGAAGCUGCAGCUCGCAAAGGAGCUCGGGUUGCACCCGAGGCAAGUUGCUAUAUGGUUUCAGAACAAGAGAGCAAGAUGGAAGUCAAAGCAGCUUGAGAGACAGUACGCUGCUCUGAGGGCCGAUUAUGACGCCCUGCUCUCCAAUUUCGAAUCCCUCAAGCACGAGAAACAACUGCUCGCUAAACAGUUGCAGAAACUAGCAGAGCUGCUGGAGAAGCCAAUGGAGGAAAGGGGGAACGAGAGCGACCAAGAGAAAGCAGAUCAAAGGCCAAAUUUGAUGCUGACAGAGAAAACAGAAAUGAGACUCAUGAGUUCGGACGACGAUGAGGAGAAUCGACACACAAGGUGCAGCGAGAAAGAGAAGGAUUUCUUCAGCGGACCGCCAACCGGAGGCUCAUUAGUACCAUCUGAGCAGCAGUUUUGUUUUCAUCAACCCAGUUGGCCUACAGAUCAAGCAUGUGCAAAUUCACAGUGGUGGGAAUUUUGGCCUAUGAAUGAAUAGAUUUGUUGUAUUUUCAGACCAAAGACCAAGACCUAGAAGAGUGAAGAAAAGAGUUUUAUGUGAUCUUAUGUUGUGGCUCAGACAGCAUAAAUCCCGGAAACUGAUGUAAAUAGCUAUUCAGAUCACCUAGGAUCUGCGUAAAAAUUAGUAGUAGUAGUAGUACCUCGUAUUCCUGUAAUAAAAAUAAACAAUCAGUUUGCUAGUGGCAAUUUUAUUCUACCAGUAAA
Molecule: messenger RNA, 1335 nt
Organism: Asparagus officinalis (garden asparagus)
Lineage: Eukaryota; Viridiplantae; Streptophyta; Magnoliopsida; Asparagales; Asparagaceae
Product: homeobox-leucine zipper protein HOX6-like
Exons: 2
Coding region: 434-1108 (224 amino acids)
Biological process (GO): positive regulation of DNA-templated transcription
Cellular component (GO): nucleus
Molecular function (GO): DNA-binding transcription factor activity, RNA polymerase II-specific; sequence-specific DNA binding
Source: RefSeq, a predicted model, not a curated record